Fukomys damarensis (Damara mole-rat) is the source of this 419-nucleotide messenger RNA. Its product is annotated as phospholipid-transporting ATPase FetA-like. The record is from RefSeq and is a predicted model, not a curated record. Gene Ontology annotation, biological process: phospholipid translocation; Golgi organization. Gene Ontology annotation, cellular component: plasma membrane. The annotation marks the transcript as partial. Lineage: Eukaryota; Metazoa; Chordata; Mammalia; Rodentia; Bathyergidae. Gene Ontology annotation, molecular function: ATPase-coupled intramembrane lipid carrier activity. The transcript has 3 exons.
AGACUGCUGUGAACAUUGCCUACUCUUGUAGUAUAUUUGAUGAUGAAAUGGAUAGAGUGUUCAUGGUGCAAGGCAAGAAUUAUGAGACAGUUUAUCAAGAACUCAGGUACAGGACAGCAAGGGCCAAGAUGAAACCUGAGUCUCUGCUGGAAUCAGACCCAACAAACAUUCAUCUCUCUACAAAGCCUAAAAUGCCCUUCGCAGUACCUGAUGAGGAGCCCAAUGGCAACUAUGGCUUGGUCAUCAGUGGCUACAGUCUGGCCUGUGCUCUAGAAGAGAACCUGGAGUUGGAACUGCUGCGAACAGCAUGCAUGUGCAAGGGUGUGAUCUGCUGCCGGAUGAUGCCUCUUCAGAAGGCCCAGGUGGUAGAGCUGGUGAAGAGGUACAAGAAGGCAGUGACAUUGGCCAUCGGGGAUGGG